Messenger RNA from Trypanosoma rangeli, 1575 nucleotides. RefSeq names its product tRNA-methyl transferase. NCBI's taxonomy places the organism in Eukaryota, Euglenozoa, Kinetoplastea, Trypanosomatida, Trypanosomatidae. The coding region runs from base 1 to 1575 and encodes 524 amino acids. Gene Ontology annotation, biological process: tRNA wobble position uridine thiolation. The transcript has a single exon. The record is from RefSeq and is a predicted model, not a curated record.
AUGCCCAUUACUGCCGUGCGAGUGGCAACGGCCCUCUCGGGCGGCGUCGACAGUGCGGUGGCAGCGUUGUUCCUGCGCCGCUGCGUGCCGCGUUGGUGUGAUGUGGAGGCGUUGUGGAGAACAGAGCGUCCCCUGCAAUUGUGUGAGGUGGUUGAGGCUCUCGAGCAACAACGACCAUGGUCGGAGGUUGUGGCCUUUGCGCCUGCAACGGCGGAGGCCACUCACGAUCCUGCAGCAGCGGUCCACUACUUCCCGCUCUUUAUGAGAAACUGGGAGGAUGCUUCAGAGAGCGACGGCGUUGGUCGACGCUGGUGUGAGGCGGCGCAGCAGGACUACCACGACGCGAUGGAUGUUGCGCGCCUGUUAGGCCUUCUUCGCCAUGGGGAUCUGUUGCCGCUGCAUAACUAUAGCACUUGUUAUGUGGAGAAGUGCUUCCAACCUAUGCUGAGCGCCUAUGCUCGUGGAGAGACUCUCAAUGUGGAUGUAUUAUGCAAUGAGGAGGUGAAGUUUCAGGCACUCCUUGACGCCCUACUCACCACAGGAAGGGCGGCUUACCUUGCAACGGGCCACUAUGCCCGUACUGUCUCUGUUCCUCGUUUACGUGGUAGCAGUGAGACACCCGCACCACUGCGGGUGAUUGCCAGGCCCUUCUCUGCUAGAAAUGACCUCAACGAUCAGACGGUAUUUCUCUCGCGCCUUUCAGCAAAGCAGACACGGAGGGCAAUUUUUCCAUUAGGCCAUGUAUUUGCGCGAAAGCUUGAUGUGCGCGCUGUGGCAGAACACUUUGGCAUGAAACAGGUAAGUGCGAAAAAGACGAGCACAGGGUUGUGUUUUGUGGGCGAGCAUUACAGGAAAGUGAGACGGGGCGAUGGUGGCGGUUGCGUCGGUGGAUUCCGUUCCUUCCUGGAGGAAUACAUCGCCCUGGACAACACGACCCUUCAGAGACUCACAGCCGCAGGCAGACAGACGGCAUUUAUAAAUGCCGAAACCCAAGGUGUCGUAAAGGCAUCGGAAUUGGCACUUCAGGGGGAAGAUGGUGGGCCUCUGUUACCCGCUUAUAGCCUGACACUUGGACAGCUGAUCCGAGGCAAAGGUGACGGCGGGGAAUCGGCGCGGUACUACGUGCAACGAAAGGAGCUGUUCCCUUCCAGUGAAGUUGAGAACCACGAAGCUGGUUAUAACGAUGCUUGGGGGUACGCGCGCUACUUGCGUACUGUGUGGCUGGUGGACCGCUGGGAUCAUCCCCUACUCUAUGCAACGCUGGCGGAGCUACGCGACGUCGCGCUCUCGCUGCACCCACAGUGGCUUGAACGGCAAGCCGUGAAUGUGCGGCUUCGGUGUCGCUGCUGUGCGCGGCACCAGGAACCGUUGCGCCCAGCGGAACUUUGCUUUGCGUGGAGUGAGGUGAGGGAGGCAAAUGGGCGUGUUUGCGUGAGUCGCGCGACAGUUCUGUUUGAGGACCCUGUCCGCGCAUUAACCCCUGGUCAGGCGCUGGUGGCGUAUGUUUCGCUCGCAACGGAGGGCGCGGAGGAUGUGGCGGGGUGGUUUGUUGCGGCAAGCGGCUGGAUCGCGUAG